UCAAUAGAGCGUGCAGCGUUGGACUGUAAGUUCUCUCUCUGCAUUCAAGAGAUAAGAGUUUAAGUUCCGUAAAAUUGAAAUUUAAUAUGUUUCCAAUUCGGAUGCAUGUGAAUUCGAUCGUAAAUUGUAAAUAAAAUAACACACAUUGUGUGCCUUGCUUUUUGUGUGUGUUCACUUUAUUCAGUGCCAUUUGAUCAUUGGUGUAUUUUUUCGCAUCGACAACUAAAUUUCUAUAUAAUGUGUCAACUUAUCACUUAGUUGAAUGCGACCUCGUUAAAGUGAAUUGGAUUGAAAGUUUUUCUUGUACAUCCAAACUAAAAUACAAUGCCACGAAACAGAAAAACAUUAGCAUACGUUAAUACGUGGCUGGAAAUUCUCAUUCGUAUUGCCAUGGCAAUUGCAUUUUUCUUACUGGAAAAAGGUUCGCCAUUCAAACGAAAAAUUCACACCGAUGAAAUAUGGCUGUAUCGCAAUCCACGCACCGACAGUUUCGUACCAACUUCGAUUCUUUGGCCAUUUGUAUUUGGUAUUCCCUGCAGUAUAUUCCUAAUUCAUUUUCUCGCAACGAAAAAUAAAGUCGAAUUUUUACAAGCAAAUUUAUCGCUGUCGCUGGCACUCGGACUGAAUGGCAUAAUCACCAAUGUUUUGAAAUUGUGUGUUGGGAGACCGCGGCCUGACUUCUUUUGGCGAUGUUUUCCCAACGGAGAGAUAAAUGUUGAUAUGGAGUGUACAGGCGACGAGGCGGUUGUUGCCGAAGGUCGCAAAAGUUUCCCGAGUGGCCAUUCAUCAUUUUCAUUUGUGAGCAUGUGUUUCAUUGCGUUAUAUCUGAUGGGAAAAUUGCACGUAUUCGGCGAACGUGGACGCGGUCAAUCGUGGCGUCUGCUCAUAUCAAUGUUGCCGCUCUUUUUUGCAAUGUUGGUUGCAGUGAGCCGAACUUGUGAUUAUCAUCAUCAUUGGCAAGACGUAACAAUUGGUUCGUUGAUUGGAAUUGUUAUCGCAUAUCUUUGCUAUCGUCAAUAUUUUCCGGCAUUGGAUUCAAAAAUGUCACACCGAUCAUAUGCCGACAUUAAAGUACGUGAUAUAAAUGAGUUUACCAAUCAAAUGACUUCCGCACUACCCGAAACAGAUCGAUUUCUCGACGAAGGAAAGGACACAAAAUGGAUUUGAAUCUCAAAUUCCAAUCGCAUAUAUUCAAUUACACUACAUUCAAGUUUAUUUAAUCUAUUUAAUAUUCCAUAUUAGUAAUAAGUGACAUUUUCUUGAGUCAUUCUCAAAUAAGCAUUUGACUUUUCAAAAA
Molecule: messenger RNA, 1297 nt
Organism: Contarinia nasturtii (swede midge)
Lineage: Eukaryota; Metazoa; Arthropoda; Insecta; Diptera; Cecidomyiidae
Product: phospholipid phosphatase 5
Exons: 5
Coding region: 325-1167 (280 amino acids)
Biological process (GO): phospholipid metabolic process
Molecular function (GO): phosphatidate phosphatase activity
Source: RefSeq, a predicted model, not a curated record